AUGGUGAACGAGCACAGUACGCUUAUUAUGGACCGAACAGAGUUGGCGCCUCACAGUCGCUUGACGACGAUCGAGUGAUCAGGUGCUCAUUGCGACAGCUCGUCUUGUCCAACGUCGAACUUCGUUUGGAACAACUGCAGAUUCUUUGUCAGACUCACAACUUGCAAGGCUACUCUCUUCGGCGAUCAAGGGCUAGAGAACUGUUUUUGCGCAUUCUAUUGUCUUCAUGCACUGAGAGUUGUCGAGCAUGUGAGAAUGGCUACAUCUUCAAGCGAAACACAGCCAAUGACAUUCUGGUCCCCAGACGGCAUUGCGUACCCCGCCACACGGUCUACCGGCACAGAACAUUGGAGUCGUGUCAAGCAGAACUGAGCAAGAAGAUUUGUGAACGAGGGGAAAGGUCAUUGACAGAGAAUGCGACUCAGAACAGACGACGAGCGGCGACCAACAAUGACAGCCGCGCUGACGACGACGACACACGGCUUCGCCGAACCCCUCAAGCUUCGCAGGCUGAGCGGUCCUCGCUCUAUACUCCUGCGUCCGCCCGGCUCCAAGCUGAGAUCCGUGCCGAAUGGAAGCAGUCCUUCAGAGAUGCCAAUUUUCGAGUUUUCUGCUGCUUGGUUUGCUCUGAGAGGGUCUUCGGGCACGAGGCACAGUGGGUCGCGGAGAGCGUUCUCAAGUGCAGAGAUCGCGGCAUCCUGGAAGUGCUCGCAGAUGUUCAUUUGCGCUCUCUGACAUGCGGCCUACAACAUAUGAUUUCGAGGAAUGGCGUGCUGCAAUCAUUGAUCCGCGUGGUCUACAUUGGCGGAACGACCUAG
Microbotryum saponariae is the source of this 818-nucleotide messenger RNA. Lineage: Eukaryota; Fungi; Basidiomycota; Microbotryomycetes; Microbotryales; Microbotryaceae. The record is from the annotation of a GenBank genome assembly.